UACAUGGGCGUGUCCAUCGGCAACGCCGCCUGGCCCAUCGGCGUCACGCAAGUCGGCCUGCACGAGCGCUCCGCCCGCGAGAAGAUCCGCCUGGGCUACAGCUCCGCGGUGGCGCACAUCAUGAACGACGAGGCCACCCGCAAGUUCAUCCAGGCCCUCAAGCGCCUCAUGACCUUCUGCCAGCGCCGCUACCCCACAGACCCCUCCCGCUGCGUCGACUUUGAC
This is a messenger RNA of Chlorella variabilis, 225 nucleotides long. RefSeq lists its product as hypothetical. The transcript has 2 exons. Gene Ontology annotation, biological process: generation of catalytic spliceosome for second transesterification step; RNA splicing. NCBI's taxonomy places the organism in Eukaryota, Viridiplantae, Chlorophyta, Trebouxiophyceae, Chlorellales, Chlorellaceae. The annotation marks the transcript as partial. The record is from RefSeq and is a predicted model, not a curated record. Gene Ontology annotation, cellular component: U5 snRNP; U2-type post-spliceosomal complex; U4/U6 x U5 tri-snRNP complex.